Molecule: messenger RNA, 3235 nt
Organism: Bombus pyrosoma
Lineage: Eukaryota; Metazoa; Arthropoda; Insecta; Hymenoptera; Apidae
Gene: Nup107
Product: nuclear pore complex protein Nup107
Exons: 8
Coding region: 292-3024 (910 amino acids)
Biological process (GO): regulation of DNA-templated transcription; post-transcriptional tethering of RNA polymerase II gene DNA at nuclear periphery; mRNA export from nucleus
Cellular component (GO): nuclear pore; nuclear pore outer ring
Molecular function (GO): structural constituent of nuclear pore
Source: RefSeq, a predicted model, not a curated record
AGAAUACUGAGGAGAUUAUUGCUUGAUUACAUUUUAUAAAAUCUUUGUAAUACUUUUAUUUUUUAACAUACAUGUCCAACAUGAGAGAAGAAAAUAUAAUCAUAUUAAAUAUUACAUAUUAACAAUACAUUAUGGCGUAAAUAUAAAAAAGUGCAUGUUUCGUACUCGGUCGUGAACUUUAUGCGAUACUGAUGUAGGGAAUUUCGUUACAUUGAAAUAAUUCCCUAUCCUCAUCCCGCUAUUAGUACCUACUGUGAAUUUGAAAACCGGUCUUUAAGUCUAUGUUUCAAAAUGGAUACCAUAAACAAUAGCAAUGAGAACUUAGAGCAAUCUAUUCAAAUGCUUAAUCAAGAAAACGCUCAACGAAGGUCAUUUUUGAGGUUAAGCGGAAAAAGCACACCUUCUAAAAGACUAUCAUUACAAAACACUAAUUAUUUACGAAAAGAUGUGGAUGAUUCUCAUAACUUUAAUGACAUCAAUAGUUCAAGAAUGUCGGGCAAAUCCUAUCUUCAUUCAAGAUUAAUUAAAGCUCAUGAUCUUUUGGAUAUUGAUACUUCAUUAACGCUUGCUCCUCAUGAAGUACGAGAUAUAAUGGCUGCUUCAGAAAAAAGUGAAUUUACCUUGAGGGAAAUGAUGGAGGAUAGUAGUGCAACUGGCAUGAUUUUAAAAGCAAGGGAACCUUGGAGAGAUGUUAUGUCUAAACUCUUCUAUGAUUUCUUGCAUAGUUUACAGGCAAACUUUUCAGAGGCACAGAUAUUUGAUACUAUUGCAGAUUUUAUACAAAACUGCACAGACACGUUAGAUAUAAUGAGAGGUAUGCAGUCAAAAGUAGAAACUACUGAAAUAUCAGAAGAUGAAAUUUCUUUAGAAAAUGAAAGGAACACAUGGAGACUUAUUUAUUGUUUAUAUCAAAAUAGAAUAAAUAGUCUCAAUUUUCCUACUCCAGUCGAAAAUAAUAUAUACAUAUCAGAAAAAGUUGUAAUAGAUAAUUUAUUCAAAACUGAAAGUUACAUUAGAGAAUACCAGUUAAUAAUUGACUGGUUGGAGAAAAAUGCAUUAGACCAAGCGGAUAAAUAUCCAAUCACUGAACAUUUCACAGAUAAAACAGUAGCAUGGGAAAAUACUGUGAGACAAUUAUUAAUGUAUAAAGACAAAGAACAAAUUCCAUUUCGUUCAUCUAGACCAUUGGUAUCGUCUCUAGAUCCGGAUGCUCCAAUAAGAGAGGGAAAACCUCUCCAUGAUUUAGACAGGGAAGAUGACGCAAGGAUGGAGAAGAGAAUGUUCAUAGAGGUUCGCUGUGGUCGUCUUCAAAAAGCACAAGCAUUAGCUCAAUACUGUGGACAACCUUGGCGAGCUGCUUGUCUGUUAGGAUGGAUACCUCAUCAUGAUCCCAACUAUCAAAACACAUUAUCUGAUUCUAAAUUACCUAUCGAAGGAAAUCCUAAUAGAAGUCUUUGGAAAUUAUGCGCUUGGGAACUUUCUCAGGAAAGGCGUGUAGGUCAAUUUUAUCGCACCAUUUAUGCUAGUCUUUGUGGAAAUGUUCAACAAAUGCUGCAAGUGGCGUCUUCUUGGCAAGAUGCACUAUGGGCUUAUAUGAAAACACUGUUAGACAUUAAAGUAGAAAGGGAAGUGAGAGAUCUAGUGGCAAAAAGUUUUACGGACAUGCCCGACGAUUAUUGGAAAAAUGAGAUCUCGUUAAAAGAUGUAUUUAAAGAACUUCACGCAUCGAAAAACCCUGAUAUUCGAGCACAAUCGAAUAAACCCGAUCACCUUAUUCAGAAAUAUCUGAUACUGGAUCAAAUACCAAAAUUGAUGGAAGAAAUAGAGGACAUGAUAUGUUCGAAGUCUUGCGAUCCUCACUUCCUAAGGUUUUUAGCGCAUCUGAUAUAUUUCUUUCGCCAAAUUGGGAAAAAUGCAAAAGAUAAAAUUGGAGAUAAAGUUCUGUUGGCAUAUGUUCGCGUUUUAAUUGAAAUGGAUGAUCCAAUUUUAAUCGCUUUCUAUACAGCUAUGUUACCUCAAGAACUUCAAAUAACAAAUUAUGCCAGUUAUUUGGAGACUAUAAAAGAUUAUGAACAACGGAAAAAAUGUUUAGCUGCAGCAGAAGAUGCCAAUCUAAACGUAGAGGCAAUUACGAAACUAGUAGUAGAAAGUAUACGUUCUAAAAAUAUCGACGUCGAUCCCACUGAUUUGAAAGGUACUAUGACUGACGCGGACGUUGACAAGAUUAAUGCUCUGGAUUGGUUAAUAUUUUAUCAAAGUCAACGGGAAGAAGCAUUGUCGCAAACUAAUGCUCUUAUAAGAUAUUUUCUGACAAAUGAAAAAAUUGAUGCUGCUAGAAAAGCUUUUAAUAAGAUUCCAGUAGAUUCCAUUGAAACUAUUAUGGCUGAAUAUCCAACGCUAGAAGGUACUUUAACAAAUCUCACGAUGACAAAUAAUCUGUCGAAAAGAGCGUCUUCAACGAUUCGGGAAUACCUUUGUUAUAAAACGUAUCUUGACGCCCAAGAAGGUUUCGCCGAAUGGUUUUCUCAUUAUCAUCAUGGAAAACCUACGCCGUUAGAAGAGUUACCCGCAUAUGCGACGUUCACCGAAAAAGUCGCUUAUGAACAUAAAAAGUCACAAUACAACGUAGAAAUGGAAAGGUGGAAGACUACGAUGCAACAUCAUACGAAGGCAGUGAAACAAUUAUUGUUUAACGUAUUGUUAUUCCCGGAUGGUGGUUGGUUGGUUGACUCAAAUAACAAUAACGACGAAUCAUGUACCCCUGAAGAAGCGGCCCGCGAGCAUCAAAUGGAAAAGUUACGGGAACUUUGUAUUCCAAAAGUUACGCUUCUUUUACAUUCUGUGAUGACCGAAAUGAAUGAACACGCUGAAUGUAUACAAUUGGCAGACAUUCUUGCCUCUGAACAGUAUCAACUUUAUAAGGUGUUCCAAAAAGGAAGACUGCGCGAAAUGUUUAAGAAAAUCUGCGAAUCUUCUCUCGUCCUAAUGGAUCAAAAGAAAGAUCCUUGGGGAUACCCGAAAUAAAUUUAGCAAAAUUAAAUAAAUAGCUAAGGAAUAUAUUCAAUCGUAUGUGUAACAACGAAACAACGUAUUGGAAUUUUAAUAUCGAAAAAAUGUAUAGAAAAUGCCUUUAGCUUUUUUAUAAAACCAGUUUAUUGUCAACCACAAGAAGUGAAUAUAAAAUUUGAUACAAUGUUCAAUAAUUCAUAAUCAUAAUAUAUUAUAUACUUCAUGA